AUGUCCGAUUCAGUAAACAUGUCGUUAGAUGAUAUAAUAAAACAGAAUCGUAAUAAUAAAUCGCGUGGGAGGGGUGGCGGUACUAUUCGUGGCCGUGGUGGUGGCGGGCGUGCGGCCCGGAGGGGUCGGGCAAGAGGUGGCGGAUCUAUGCGACCAGCUACUCCUGCUGCACUCCAGGGUCGAUCGCGCGGCAGAUCUCAGUCUCGUGGGCGAUCUCAGUCUAGAAGUCGUUCACAAUCUAGAAAUCGUUCUCGCUCUCGUCAACCUAGACGGUCUUUAUCUCGGGCUAGGUCUGCAUCAAGGUCACGAUCGGGAUUAAGAGGGUUGACUCCCAAAGGUAGAGCAGGCCUUGAAGAUCAAGAAACGGAAAUACCACAACUAGUGCGAAGGAAUAGUUUUAAUAGAGGUAGAGGCAGAGGGGGUCUUCAAAAUAGAAUUCGUCGUUCCAAUUCAACCUCUAAUCUGCAAACAGGAGUACAUAGUCGUCUAGGAAUUACCACUCGCAGGGGGAAUAAUAUUCAUCGACCACUUGCAGUUGCUAAAAGGGGGGACGAAGGGGACCUGGUAGUG
This is a messenger RNA of Iphiclides podalirius (scarce swallowtail), 570 nucleotides long. Lineage: Eukaryota; Metazoa; Arthropoda; Insecta; Lepidoptera; Papilionidae. The record is from the annotation of a GenBank genome assembly.